AAUGUCAACACGGCAACCUCCCAUACUACGACAACCGGCCAGGUUCCAGCAGCGCACUCAACCUCCAGAGCCGCUACAAGCACGAUCGGUGGCGGUGAUGCGCCGACGACGCACAGCGGCGGCAUCGGGCAGCAGAUCAAGGGUGCCUUUGCGCAGGGACAUGGAAUGGGCGAAGUAAUUCGUGGAAAGUUCAACUCUGCUGUUGACACGGCAGCUGGAGACCCUCAGGGCAUGGCUAAGAACAAGAACGUUACCACUGGUGGCGAGAGAGAGUUUGCGACAAAGGACUUUGUGAAGAAGGGAACUUUGGACAAGGCUCUGUAG
Molecule: messenger RNA, 324 nt
Organism: Colletotrichum phormii
Lineage: Eukaryota; Fungi; Ascomycota; Sordariomycetes; Glomerellales; Glomerellaceae
Exons: 2
Source: RefSeq, a predicted model, not a curated record